CAAAUUUCCAAAACAAAUUUUGAUUUCGGUCAAAGUACUCGAACAGUGAAGUAGUGAAUGCCAAUUUCUCCCUGAAACCACCGGAAACAAAUUAUGUCGGACAAAGUGAAAUUCGUUCUAACUACAUCAGCUGAAUAUUUUGAUACAUCCUCCCAUGUCAGUCAAGACGAGCACAAACUGUUGGUCCGGGAGUUCUUUGAAAGUGACGAAAUUACAAUAUUGGCUGCAACCAAACAGGAUUCGAAAAUCCAAUUUCAUCAUCGGAUUCCAAACGACCAACAUUGUUUACUAUUCUACAAAAUUCCUCACGUUGGAAAUGGCCAGCCGAGUGUGAACUCAUUGGGCUUAUUAACGCUUGAGGGUGGCAUGGUCAAAUCAAUAUACAAUUCAGUUGCCCGAGUGUUCUCUCCACAUGUUUCCAAAAGGAGCGACUACAGCCCCGAGCUGACAGGACUAUUGGAAAAUUUGCAUGUGUCACUGGGCUCGACAUUGGGAUUACCGCAAACAGGAAUUGCAAGUGUACAGGAUGAAAUAAACUUUUGGAAAGCAAAAAUGCUGAACUCGCCAACCAAAUCAGGCAAAGAACAAGCUCAAACGUUCAUUUCAAUUCUGGAGAAGAUCAACAAGCAAAUCAGACAAAUUGACCAAAACUCCCUGAACACGGUCGAAGAAUUUCUGGAUUCUGCACACAACAACUUGGAUGAAAUAUGGCGCCUACCAUACCACUACCCACAGAAUCGGAUGGCAGAUUUGAUGGAUGUUAUUUGUAAUCAAAUAGUUGAGACGUGCAUUGAGAAUCUAAUGAACGAGGACGUCUGGAAUGUCAGCUCCUACCACAUUAACAAUCUAAUGAACCAAGUUCUGGAUAUAACCGAGUCCUGGAUGCAACUUUGCGAUUCGUUAACGAGACUCUUCUGGCCCAAUUACGGCCAGCACCCGUGGAUUGGGAAGCCGCAUUCACCACAGCAAGGACAUCUAUUCAAGGAGCGGUUAUCCGAAAUUAAGGGUAUAAAGAAUUUGUAUAAGCAAAUAAUUACGUUGCUUGAUGAUCAUGAAAUAAGGAAUAUGCUGUCGUGGAAUUCCCCAUUCAAGAGCAUAAAUGUUUUCGACACCACAGCCGUUGGACAGAAGAAGUGGAACAAAGCUUUGCAGCAAUUCGAGCAACUCCUGCAGCCAAUAGACGAGCGAAUCGCAUUGGGUAUUAAAUAUGAACUCCAUCAUCAUUUGAACAAUCCCCGGCAAGUGAUUUUCAUAUUUUCCAAAUAUGACACCUUAAUACAACGACCAAUGAUCCUGGAGCUACUUACAACUGAACGCGAACAAUUUUUGCAAUCGUUACAACUCUUGCUGCAAGAUUUGAAGAAAGCUAUGAACGAUACCAACGUCGAACCUCAUGUUGGUCAUCUUUCGACACUAUGCAACGAAUGCAGAUGGCUGAAGGUUGUUCAACAUCAACUUGACGAAAUUGAGAAAGUUCGCCACUUAAUAGAUGGGCGUGAGGGCUACGAAAAAGUCAAUGAAACUCUGCAGGAAAUGAAGGAGGAAGUGGAGACGUUGCUGAAGACCAACUUCGAAAUCUGGAGUGAAAAAUGUUCAUCAGAGAUUAAAAGUGGCGAACUGAGGCUUCGUGAGGACCAGCCCGUAGUACAAUUCGAAAAAGAGGGUAAACAAUUGAUGCGGGUCACGUUCAACCCCAAACUGGUAACAUUUUGUCAGGAUGUUCGCGAAUUCGAAAAUUUAGGAUAUCGUGUACCAAUCGAACUUCGCUCCGCCGCCACACAUGCUACAAAAUUUAUGGGCUAUGCUCGACGCCUACAACAAAUUGCCACUUUCCAUAACACCAUUGGCGACCGAAUGAUUCCCUGUCAGAGGCCGAUAAUGCUCAAGAGUGCAAUUGAAUUAUCGAAACUGGUACAAAGUGAAUCUGUCGCUUGGAAUGACGAGGAGUCCGUUAAAAAUUAUGUUAGCAAACUGCAGGCGGCCGUUAACCAACUAUCCAAUGAUAAUAAUAUGCUGGCGGGAUACCAUGAACAAGCCAAACGAACGGUAGUUAAGUUAAUGAACACGGAUUUAAUGUCGCAAGGGCAAGUGUGGAAAGAUGAAAUGCGCCAUUUACGAGAAAUAGUUGCCACAAUUCAGAGCAAAGGAUUCAACAAUUUAGACGCUUUUAAACUGCACUGGGAUCAUCAGCUGUACAAAGUCCUGGAGUAUCAAUAUAUUCUCGGCCUGAUCGAUAUGAACAACAAACUGCCUGAUAUAAAUAUUGAUAUUGUCUUUCGUCAACAACAACUUCAGUUUCGUCCCACCGAGGAGGAGAUACGUCUUCAGUACUACAGCCAAUUACGAAGAUUUAUAGAGCGUCCAUUGGGCUUUCGAGGACUUUCUGAUAACAGUAGCGAGUUGUUUAAAAUUAUGGUUGAAAGGAAUCGACAUCAUUUUGGGCCACUCUUCGACAGAGCCGAAGAACUGUUCAACAAGUUAACCGAACUGAAGAUGCUCUGGAUACCGUGGAUUGCACUAGGAUGUGUCGAUAUUGAGCAACUUUGCGCUGUCCAUUUGACCAAAUGGGAGGACUGGGACGAGAGUUUCAAAGCAUGUAAACAUUUUAGUCAGGAGGUGGCGAAGAUUCAGAAUACAGAAGAAACAAUCGAUUGCUUCGUGGUAAACAUCCUCCCAUUACGAACUGAUAUAGAAGCAAUUAGCCGACGUUACUGGGAAGCACUAUCAACAAGCCUCAAAACAUCUAUCUUAAAUGAUGUAUCCAUCAUUCAAGAGUAUCUUCAUUCAUCUCUUCAGUUUCUACAAAACGUCCCCAUGGACGAGGCAGGCAUUGCAGAAUCAGGCGCUAAAUAUGAAAGGAUAGUUGCAGAACUGCCUAAGAUCACAGAAACACUAAAUCUAGUCAAAGGGAAAAACACCUGUUUAGCUGGAUGGUGCAAAGAACGUGUGUCGGCCCUGAGUGAAAUUCUAAAUCAAUGGAACAAGCUCCAGCCUCUUAUCGAAAACCACUCAGUUGUCCUUCAGCGUCAAGUUGAAAUCAUGCGUGACCACAUAACUACGCAACUCACAAACAUCAAAGAUGAGGCAGAAAAGUUUGCGUUGCGCUGGGAGUCCACCAUCGCAGAACUGGAAUCAAAUCCUGAUUCAACCUUGGAACUGUUCCAAGAACGACAACAGCAUUGGAAAGCAAUUUUGGAAAAAAGAGGCAAACUCCUUCUGGAAUGCGAAAAAUUCAACACCGAUUUUCCAGCAGAUGUAAAGGAAGUUUUCGACUCAAUUGAAGCCAAGCUCAAUACUUUGGGACAACAAUGGGAAGUUUAUAAAACAUUCCUAGCAGAACUAGAAGAAAUUUCAAAAGAAGAUUGGGCUAUUUAUAGACGACGACCUUAUAUUUUCACCGAGUUUCUGAAUAAUUGGAAAACAUCUGUGGAUUCGUCAUUAGACACUGCUUCUUCAAGAAUAAGGAAGUCUGUGGAGCAGUAUCAAGCGGCACUACCAGUUUUACAGCAGCUGCAAUCAGACUCAUUAACUGACAGGCAUUGGGCUAGAGUUUUUCAAAUUUUGAACAUCGAACACAAGCCAGCACAUAUGAUUUGUCUUGGGGAUUUGUUGAAGCAAGCAUCCGGUUUAAUUCGAAAUUCAGAUGAAAUUCAUAACUUAGUUCGACAAGCGUCGUCUGAGCAAAUUGUAAGACAAGCUCUCAACGAACUUGAUCAAUGGGCAGUGACUGCUACUUUAAAACUGACAAGUCAUACAAAUUCUGCAGGAGUCAAUGUUCCUCUUUUAAAAGAUACACAAGAAGUUUUGAAUAAAAUCGGAGAUAAUCAGUCACUACUGCAGUCUGCUAAGAAUUCGGCUGCCUUUGACACAUUUGCUGAUCAAGCAGAAAUCUGGGAGCACCGACUAAAUAGUCUUGAUAAUAUCCUGACAAGUUUAAGCCAGGCUCAACGGAAGUGGGUCUACCUUGAACCAGUCUUUGGAGCAGGCACAUUGAAAAAUGAAGAGGCUUUAUUCCGCAGAAUUGAUAAAGAUUUUCAAUAUAUUAUGCGAGAAAUUUACAGCGACAACCGAGUCUUAUCGGUCCUCAAAAUCAACAACAUUUCUUCAAUAAUAGCAUCCCUAGAAAACCAGCUUUCCCGAUGUCAAAAUACGUUAAUUUCCUAUAUCAUGGGCAAAAGAAAUGCUUUCCCGAGAUUCUACUUCAUUGGCGAUGAUGACCUUCUAGAAAUAUUAGGGCAGGCAUCUAAGCCUGAAAUCAUCCAAAAGCAUAUCAGCAAACUAUUUCCGGGAAUCCAUUCCUUAGUCGUCGAAGAUUCAGUUAACAAAUUGAUCAUUACUAAAGCAUGCACUGCGGAAGGGGACUCAGUGUAUUUGGCCAAGCCGGUUGAAAUCACAGGAGCAAUUGAGAAUUGGUUGAACCAGCUAGUUCAAUCCAUCCAGGAAACCCUAAAGAAUGAAAUAAUCAACUGUUCUCAAAUUGGAGAGCUAAAUAAUGAAGCUCUGAACAAAUAUCCGAUGCAAGUCAUUUGUGUCGCGAGAGGGAUUCAGUUUACGAAGCAAACCGAAAGAGCAAUCUCCUCAAUGUCACUAUCUUCCGCACUAAAAUCUAUUCGCGAUGAGAUUUCUAAAUUUGCUUCUAUGAAGAAUCAGACACAGAAUUCACUUCUUCAGAUUAAACUUCGCGGUUUAUUGUUAGAUCUAGUCCACUACGCAACUAUUCUGGAGCAUCUAGUUGAAGCGAAUGUGACCAAUGCGAGCGACUGGAAUUGGCUUCAGGAAAUCAAAUUCUAUUUGAACAAAGAGUCGAAAGUGGUUAUCAAAAUGGGAUAUGCCGAAUUCGAAUACUCUUACGAGUUUCUUGGAAAUCCGAAUAAGCUUGUCCACACAUCGCUGACACAUAAAUGCUAUCUAACUCUGACGCAGGCGAUGCACUUAGGAUUGGGAGGAAAUCCUUUUGGGCCAGCUGGCACAGGAAAGACUGAAUGUGUGAAAGCUUUGGGUGGAAUGCUGGGACGAUUGGUUUUGGUAUUUAACUGUGAUGAGAACUUAGAUGCGGAGGCCAUGGGAUUAAUAUUAACAGGACUGGCACAGUGUGGAGCAUGGGGUUGCUUCGACGAAUUCAACCGGUUGCAAGAGGCAACUCUUUCUGCUAUUUCAAUGUUGAUACAGCCAAUCCAAACUGCACUGAAAGAAAAAUCUAAAGAAGUUGAAAUAUUGGAGAAAACUGUUCCCUUAAGCCAACAUUGCGGUAUAUUUGUCACACUGAAUCCAGCUGGAGAAGAAUAUGGCGGACGACAACAACUACCUGGAAAUUUGCAGGCUUUAUUCCGGCCAAUAGUUAUGCAACAGCCAGAGCCACGAGAAAUCCUCCGGGUUAUGCUUUUCGUUGAAGGAUUCAAAGAGGCUGAUAAAAUUGGCAAUCGUAUUGUCGAACUAUUCGAUCUCAUUCAGAAAACACUUUCUGCUCAGAAGCAUUAUGACUGGGGUUUAAGGGAACUGAAAACAAUUUUAUUAGCUUGCGGAAGGGAAAUCCGAGAAAAUUUGGGAAUUCAAAAUGAGACUAGUGAAAUGAAAAUUGCUGUACGCGCUCUUAAAUCUAACACAAUGUCGAAACUUAACAAUUCAGAUAGUCGAAGAUUCAACACUCUCUUAGAAAAUGUAUUUCCAGAAGUGACAUUAGAUUCCAGUGAUAUUUCCGAUUUUCAAACAAUUUUGGAGCAAUCUAUGUCAGCACUUGGCCUUCAAGAAAAUCGGAAACAAAUCUCGAAAUGUCUACAACUCCGUGAGCAACUUACAAAGCGUAUGGGGGUUGUAAUUGUUGGGCCACCCAGUUCUGGAAAGUCAACCCUAAUUUCUAUUCUUCGACAUGCUUUAAUAACAGAAGGUAAAACUGUGCGGUCAUAUGUGAUCAGUCCAAAAUCGAUGAGCCGUGUUCAGCUUUUGGGAAAACUUGACCCUGAUACGCGCCAAUGGACCGAUGGUGUUCUAACAUCAGUAGCAGCCACUGUCAGUUCAGAACCAGCUAAUAUUUCAUCGUGGAUUAUAUGUGAUGGAGAUGUUGAUCCCGAAUGGAUAGAAGCCCUGAAUUCAGUUUUAGAUGAUAACAAGCUUUUAACACUACCGUCCGGAUGGAGAAUACAAUUUCGCGAUAAUGUGAAUUUUAUAUUCGAAACACAUGACUUAUCGCAUGCUUCCCCUGCAACAAUCUCCAGAAUGGGAAUAAUAAAUUUAAGCUCAGACGACCUGCAUCAAGAUACACUUAUCGAGUCCUGGCUAACAAAGCAAGAAGAAAGUGCAGACCUGCUGAAAUCACUCUUGGACCAAUAUUUGAAUGCCGCAAUACAAAGCUUGCUGAAGGAAGCUUCGAGGAUAAUUGUGCCGAGUGUUUGCAUAGUAAAGUCGAUACUGGCAAGCAUCAGAAAAUGCCGGAGCAAAGAUGAAUUUAUUGUCCGUCUGACGAAAACUUUGCUGUCUUACAUCCCCAUUGAUAUGCAGAAUAGUUUCGCAAAUGAAAUGCUGGAAAUGGCUAAUAUUUACGUACCAAACUCAUCGAAAGCGGAAUUUUUGUAUUUUAAUAGCCCCCGGGACACAGUGGAAAUCUACGAAACUGACUACAAUAACCAAACAUUUGGGAAUGGAGUUCAUUUGAUUCUAACGGGGCAAGCCAAGGCAUAUUUGGAUAGUUUGCGAAACUUUCUUGAGGGCUCUUGCAAUCCUUUCAUCAUAGUGGGGCCGUCCGGAAGCGGUAAGACGAUAUUGCUUCAACAAGCUUCUUCGGAACUUUCAGGCUACCAACUAAUAGUUGUGAACUGCAGCAGACAAUUAACCCCCAACUACAUUUUGCAUUGUUUGAAGCAGAACUGCUUGCUUGUAUCAGGAUUGAAAGGACGAGAAUACAAACCGCAACAGUCUCGAAUUUUAUUAUUUUUAAAAAAUAUCGACUUACUGUUUGUGGAUAAAUGGGGAACGAGUGACGUUAUUGAGUUGCUCUUACAGUUGAUUCAAAGAAACGGAUUCUACUCGGAUUCACUUGAAUGGAUAAAUGUGUCAGGUCUUCAAGUCUGUGCAUCAAUGACAUCGAAUAAUUCAAAGCAGAACCUAUCCCCACGGUAUUUAUCUAUAAAUUCCUAUUUAUCUGUUGGGUACCCAUCAACAGAGGAUAUGCAAAUAAUUGUGCAUAAUCAUCUCCAAGUGAUUUUGGAGCGAUUCAAGAGUUCUCCGAAGAUAUCAACUGUCGUGGAAAAUUUAAUGCAAUUCUUUGAGGAGCUCCAGCUAAACUUUACAGUAGACAAACAAGUUCACUAUAAUUUCACUCCAAAAAUGAUCCUCAACUUCAUUGAAAGGCUGGGCAACUACCCUGAAGAGGAUUUCAACGAUGCUCUAAUAACUGAAUUACGUUCAAUGUUUCGAUGGCGCCUUUCCACGGUUGCUGAUCUCCAACUGUUUGACUCCAUCCUUCAUAAUCACUUCGAAAAUUUCAUCAGGGCGGAUUCAGGAGAGGAAUACUAUCUGAUCCCGAAAUCUCCAGAUUGUUCAAUUCUAAAAAGUGUUAAGGAAGAAGAAUGGCGAGAAACAAUUCAAAAGUUAUGCGCUAUUUGCAAUACGGAAUCUUUCAGCAUUAAUGAAUGCAUCACAACAGAACUUCUCCAGCAAAUCGCUGUAGUUUCAAGAAGUAUUUUACGCCCUGGUACAAGUAUUGUCCUGGUUGGACAACCCGGAUGUCGUCGAACGGAAUCCUUAUAUCUAACAGCACAACUGCUUGCUUGCAAAAUUGUUUUGCCACAAGGCAUCAAGAAUUACAGCCUAGCAGACUUUUAUAAUGACCUCAAACUUGCUAUGCAAUCUGCCGCCCUGGACGAUCAAACUACAAUUCUUCUAAUCGACCAUUAUUGGCUAACAUUUCUACCUGACAUUCUCAAACCCAUCGAGGCUAUCUUACAGGGUAGUGAAAUCAUAGAUCUCUUCGGUGAAGAUCUAGAGUCAAUGGCUAGCCCACUAAAGAGUGCUGCACAACUUGAAGGCUAUCAAGAAUCCUUGACAUCAUAUUUCCUUAGGAGAGCUCAAAAGAAUCUACGCCUAACCCUAACACUGGAUUCCGUCAAUUGUAACUUACAGAAUCUUCUAAGCACGUAUCCAUCUUUAUACAGAAAUGCUGAAUUUAUAUGGAUGCAUCGUCCACCCACGGACUCAUUAAUCGCUACACCAAAAGAGUGGAUUUCUUUCCUAAAUCGAAGUGAUCAGGAAAUUCCCAUAAGUUCUUACUUUAUGAAAUUCGCGUCUACAUUCCAAGAAUAUUCACCGAAUAAAUUUUACUACGCUUUGUCCACUUAUUUCUAUAUAUAUGUUGCGUUCUACGAUUCAACAAAAAAUCGACUACAAAAACUCAAGAUGGGUGUGGAAAAACUACUUUCUGCCAACAAAGUGGUUGCCUCUCUAAAGGAAGAAGCAACAAAGCAAGAAGUCGCAUUAGGAGAGAAACGCAAAUUGGCCAAUGAUGCUCUGGAAAUGAUUUCUAUGACCAUGCGCAAUGCAAACGAUCAAAAAACCGAUAUGUUAGCUUUACAAAAGAAAACUCAAGAAGGCAGUGAAAAACUGAAAGAUCGCCAAAAAGCAAUUGAGCAAGAGCUGAAAGAGGUUGAACCUGUUCUUCGAGAAGCAAGUGCGGCGGUUGGACAAAUCAAAUCAGAAGCUUUAUCUGAAAUACGAUCCUUACGGGCACCCCCUGAAAUCAUCCGUGAUAUUUUGGAAGGAGUAUUGCGUCUUAUGGGAACACGAGAUACUUCAUGGAACAGCAUGAAGUCAUUCUUGGCUAAACGUGGUGUUAAAGAGGAUAUUCGUUCCCUUGAUCCAGCUCGUAUCACAUCAGAAAAUUGUGAGGCUGUUGAAAAACUCCUCAAAGCAAAGGCAGAAUCCUUUGAUGUGAAGAAUGCUAAACGUGCAUCUGCAGCUGCUGCGCCCUUAGCUACAUGGGUAGUCGCAAAUGUGCGUUAUUGUAGAGUUAUUCAAAGUGUAGAACCUUUACAAAGGGAACAAAAUGAACUUCAAAAAGGAUUAACGAUGGCUGAGAAUCAAAUGAAGUCACUGCAAUCCGGACUGAGUGAUGUUGAUGCAAAAGUUAAGGAACUAUCAGCCAAACUUAACAGCUACACACAAGAAGCAGCUGUGCUCGAAAUAAAACUAGAGGAGGCUAGAAACACACUAAAAUCUGCUGAAGUGCUAGUUGAUAAGUUGAGCUCAGAAUUUUCGAACUGGAAUAAGCAAUUGGGCGAAUAUGAAGAAACAUAUAAAACUUUGGAUUCGAAGUCAUUUUGGAUCGCGAUAUCGAUCAACUUUUAUUCAGACUUGGAUUACCAAGACCGCAGUAUAAAACUUACAACUAUGGCAAGACAACUCGGGAUUGAAACCUUCAAUAUAACCAAAAACCUAAUUUCCGAACAAGAACAAAUUAUUUGGGAAAGCAUGGGCUUAACACGCGAUGUUCAAGCCAUUGAGAAUGCUGCCCUUCUCACGAAACUUAUCGAACUACCAUUUACAUCUUGUCCAAAUCCACUCCUGUUAGAUCCUUCCGAAUCUGCAUUCAAAUGGUUGAGCGAAUAUCUGAAGACCAUAUCGAAACCUUUCGAAACAAUAUCUCAGAAUUCGGAGAAGCUUACAUACACACUGGAACUCGCUGUUCGCUUUGGAAAAAUCAUUCUCAUUCAAGAUUGUGCAGAAAUCGAACCCCCGCUUCUGCAACUUUUACCAGGCAGGGUAUUCUCUAAAUUUAACAAAAAAAUUAUUCAAGUUGGAAGCAAGAUGGUUGAUCUACAUGAAAAUUUCAAAGUUAUUAUGUUCACUAAACUCAAUACGCUAAACAUUGGAUCAGAUAUUAGUCCUUACAUAGCAAUGGUUCGCUUUACAAUUACUGAAGCAGGACUAACAGAUCAGUUAAUGUCGAAAACGAUUCAGACUAAGCGCCCAGAACUGGAACAAAAACGAAUAAAUUUAUUGAAAAAUGAAGGUAGCCUGUUAGUUCAAAAGACACAGCUCGAAGAUAAACUGCUUGAAGUUCUAUCAACUUCACAUGGAGAUAUUCUGAAAAAUGAAAAACUGCUAGAAACUCUAAAUGAAGUAAAGGAAAGCAGCGCACAUAUCGACCAAUCCCUGAUCGAGUCUGAAAACAUCAAAAAGACCUUACAAGAUGACUACAAUCAGUACAAAGGACUUUGCUCCAAAGUUUCAAGUUUUUAUAUCGGAAUCUCCAAGUCGUAUGAUAUAUCUAUUACGACCUUUAGAAAUCUUUUUCUCAAAAGUCUCCAGUAUAUGUUGGACAACGAUGACGAAGAGAAGAUAUACUCUCAUCUGGUUAAAAUUACAUAUCAAUAUUUAGCACGUUCGAUAUCAAAGUCCGAGCAUCUAGCGCUUGGGCUAUUCAUAUGCAAAACUGCUUUCCCCGACAACAUCUCUGACACUGAAUGGGAGCUGUUUAUCACCAACUUCACUAUUGGGGAUUACACUUCUGCUAUAUCGACCCCCACGUGGAUUAAAAAGGAACUAAUCCCCAAGAUUUUGGCAUUCAAAUCAAAUCUACCCGAAGUGUUUCAAAACGCCCAGCUUGAGGAUGAAAACCUAUGGAAGCGAUUCGCCGACACUAAUGAAAAAAUAAAUAUUCCGGUCAAGAUGUCAGGAUUUCAGAACAUUCUUGUGACAGAGCUGUUUAGGCCUGACUUGAUGUAUUCAGAAAUGAAUAAAGUAGUCUCUUCGAUGGUCGGUAUCAGAUCCGGAUCAUUUAUACAGCCUACGAUCGAUCAAUUGGUUGAAGAAAGCACUCCAAACACACCCAUUCUACUUAUAACUGAGAUUGGUAACGAUCCUUCCAACGAAAUAUCCGACGCAUGUUUGAAAAAGUUGGGGAAAGGGAUGUACAUCGAAUUGGCUAUAGGGAAAGGAAUGGAAAACAAAACAAUGACUCAAGUCAGUCAAGCGUCGCAGACAGGAAAGUGGAUUUGCAUCAAAAAUGUCCACUUGGUGCCGUCAUGGCUAACUAGGCUUGAGCGAGAAAUAUCAACAUUCGAUCCAAACCCAAAUUUCAAGCUUUGGUUGAUUUGUGAAACGAACAAGUCAUUCCCAAAAUCCUUCGAAUCAAAAUGCAUAAAAAUUCUGUACGAAUCUCCGAACGGUUUGAAGAAUAAGAUACGCAAACUAAUGCUUCAAUGGAAUCAUUUGAUCACAAGUCGAAGUCGUGACCCCAAAUUGACGAAAUUAUUUAUUAUAAUCUUCAUCCUCAAUGCUAUCCUCCAGGAACGAAGAAAUUACAUUCCUCAAGGAUGGUCAAAGUGGUAUGAAUUUAAUGACUCUGAUCUUAGAGCCGGAGUCGAAAUUUUCAACUGGCUUUUCCAAACAUCGACCACCAGUCGAAUUGAAUGGCGAAUUCUGCAAGGACUCUUCGAUAACUUAGUAUACGGCGGGAAAGUCAAUAAUCAACGCGAUUUUGAAGUUCUAGAUGCGCACUUGAAAGAAUUUUUCCAAGAUGCCGUCAUGAGCAACCGAUGGUCGCCACUAGACUUAAAAGUGGUCAUACCAACAUCAACUAAUAUCGAGGAUUAUUACGAAGCAAUCGAACAAAUUUCAGAUGUGGAUAACCCUGAACAGUUUGGACUGUCUGCAUUGUCGAAUAUUUCUCGGGAUAUGAACGCGUGUAAAAAUGCAAUAAAAACUUUAAGAAGUGCAUAUUUUCAAAAUGAGGACCAGCAAAGUCUAGAAAAACGUAUUAGACCGAUUUUGAAUCAAUGGAAAAAGUUAGCCGCGAAUGCUACUGUUCUGGAAACUUCUAAGCGAAUUGACGAAUCGAAAAUUACUAACCCCUGGGUAGACUUUGUUACAUCUGAGCUACAGUUGGGUGGGAAAUUACACAAAGAGAUUCAUACAACAUUAGUGUAUCUCCAUAACUUAAUGAAGAAUACUAAGUCUCAAACUGAUCAAGAACGCAGUUUGAUAUCUACCUGCGCAAGUAAUCAGGUACCUCUUAGCUGGAAAAAACUUUGGUCUGGACCAAAAUCCAUCACUGACUACAUUAAGGCUGCCGUAGUUCGCGCAUCAGAGGCUGAGAGACGUUACAAAACUGAUUUUCAUUUAGAUUUCAGCAAUGAAAUCAACUUAGCAAACGUUUUCAAUCCAGAAGCCUUCUUAUCGUCAUUAAAAUUGGUUAAUGCGCAACGACUUGGAAAAUCUGCAAGCGAGUUGAUUUUAACGCUGAAUCCGUUAGCAUCAAAUCUAGUGGCUGUAAAAUUGGCACCGUUGAUGGUUGAUGGAGCGAGGUUUGAUGGAAACAACCUCAUAAUCUCAAGUGGAAAAUCACAAAAUGUAGGAAAUCGGACACCAGAAUUCAACGUUACUUUCACUGAAAAAGAUAGCGGUCGAAAACAUGUUUCUGACAAUAUUGAUCUACCACUUUACACUAACGCGGCGAGGGAGAAAUUAAUUUGCAAUAUUGCAGUUCCAACUAGGGAAUCCCUUAAUGCGGUAAUCUUUUCAGGGGCAGCACUUUAUAUACCGGAUAUUUUAAACGCUUAAAAAUAGUUUUUAGCACAUUUGUAGAAUGGUUUCUGAAUAAAUUGUUUGGAAUUGAAAAUGUUUUCAAAAUAAAAGAAACUGUUAAACUCAUCCCACUUUUGAAGAGUUCGACGGUUUAUUGCAAAUA
This is a messenger RNA of Hermetia illucens (black soldier fly), 12679 nucleotides long. RefSeq names its product cytoplasmic dynein 2 heavy chain 1 (gene btv). Gene Ontology annotation, biological process: microtubule-based movement. Gene Ontology annotation, molecular function: ATP binding; minus-end-directed microtubule motor activity; ATP hydrolysis activity. The transcript has 36 exons. The record is from RefSeq and is a predicted model, not a curated record. Lineage: Eukaryota; Metazoa; Arthropoda; Insecta; Diptera; Stratiomyidae. The coding region runs from base 94 to 12552 and encodes 4152 amino acids. Gene Ontology annotation, cellular component: dynein complex.